Carica papaya (papaya) is the source of this 2044-nucleotide messenger RNA. NCBI's taxonomy places the organism in Eukaryota, Viridiplantae, Streptophyta, Magnoliopsida, Brassicales, Caricaceae. The record is from RefSeq and is a predicted model, not a curated record.
GGAAAAAAGAAAAACACGCACAAAUAAAAAAUUGAAAUUUUUCUCCUUUUUUUUUGUGUGUGUGUAUAUAUAUAAUUGUGAGGAGGAGAGAGAAUAGGUUAUUGUUUGAUCUGAUAAUCACCAAGGGGGAGCCGCAGAAACAGAGAGAAAAGGAAUGGGGAGUGACAGCAAAACCAACGGUGGAAGUGCGGCGGAGGGGCGCAGAUUCCGGGGACUGCGAAGAGGAUAGUGCAGAGCUUGAGGGAGAUGGUGAACAAGAACUGUACGGACGCUGAGAUCUACGCCGUCUUUAAAGACUGUGCUAUGGACCCUAACGAGGCCGCUCAGCGGUUACUAUCUCAAGAUACUUUUCAUGAAGUAAAGAGCAAGCGUGAAAGAAGGAAAGAGAUGAAAGAGACACAAGAAUCAAAAGCUCGCAGUAAUGGCACUUCCAAUUGGGGAGGUCGAGUUGGGAGUGAACAUGGUGUUGUGAGAAGUGGAUCAACGAAUAGCAGCAGCACUAUUGAGCUCGGUAAAGCUCCUUAUCGAAAAGAGAAUGAGUCUCUUGCUUCUUCACUCCAUUCAUAUACUUCUAUGUCUCAUGCAUCAAUGAAAACUUUGAACGACCAAGCUUCAUCAUACAGUGAUUCUUUAAAUGCUGAUAAUGGUAGACAAUCAGUAGGAACAGGUGAUUAUAUCUCAUCAUCGGUGCCACCAUCUCCAAGACUUCAACCUACUUUGUUGGCAGCCAACUCAGGGCAUGUUUCCAUGGCUGACAUUGUGAGGAUGGGUAGGCCUUACAAUAAAGGUUCUCAAAUAUCAACUGAUUCAUCUCAGGAUACAGUUGCCAUAAACUCAUCUCAGUACCAUGCAAAACCUGCCCAUGCCCCAACACCUCCUCGAUCAGAGAUGCAUGAGGAUAUGCAUUCUACACAUCAGUCUGGUGUUCCAGAGGUUAUUUUGGACGAACAUGAUUUUGAUAAUGAAUGGCCGAUGAUUGAGCAAGUAACAGUUGCUACUCCAACACCUGCCUUUGAUGCAUCUGCCACAGUCUCAGAUGCCAAGUACUAUAAUGAGUCUCUAGUACAUGGCGAUAUAGCUAACUUUCCGGAUAACUCCCGAUUAGAUGAAGCUGUAGCAUCAAAGAGGACUUUUUCAGGUGAAAAUGUUGAUAACGAUUUUACUUUGGCUGCUUCAGCCACUAGCAGACACUUACUGGUCACUGGAACUGAGGGAGCAUUUAAUGGUGAUGGAAAGUUGCUUAACGAUAAGAAUUCCAGUGAUUCUCAUGGGUCCAUGCAUGAAAAUCAAGAAGGUGAUUCUGCAUCUCUUACUGAUGAUGCCAGUGUAGCUGUAUCGUCAGCUACUGUGAGUUUGCAGCAACUAAGCAUAGAGAAGAAUGAGCCGGUGGUUCCCCCUGCAGAAGAUAACUGUGCGGUGGUGCUUCCAAAUUAUCUACAAGCCUUGGCUGCUGACUGUUCACAUCUCAGUUUCGGUACCUAUAGGUCUGGCAAUGCUUCUGCUCCUUAUAAGGCACCUGGAUGUUAUACCGUGAUAAACGACUUGGAGGAGACCUCUGCAGGGAGAGAUAAGCCACCUGCUGCACAUUUAGACAGCAGAAAUUCAGGGUGUCAUGGUGAUAGUGAUGUUGGAGACAUGUAUGAUCAUCAUAUAAAAGCUGCAGAUACUAGGAACUGUGAUUUGCCUGUAGCUGUACUUAAAGAGCUUCUGACCCAGAAUAUUCCUGAAGCAACUACAAGUCAAGAGCAAAUCCCAUCAUCAUCAUCAGCAGAUUCUAGUUUGAGGAAUAUCCAACAAUCAAGUCAACCAUCGACUUUCUUGAUAGACUCACAUGCUAGAAAUAUUUCCUACCUUCCAAAUGAAGUGCGGCCAUACUCAAAUUCUAUUCCAUUUGAUUUGCUGGCAACAACUGUUCAAUCUUUGCGACCAAGAGAUUCUACAUCCUUUCUAAGUGCACAGCCAAUGCCUGCAAGAUAUGGCAGUACAAUGAAUAACCAGCCCAUGUCUGUUUCAGAGGUAGGAUCCUAGUUACUGAUCUAUGCUA